Molecule: messenger RNA, 4968 nt
Organism: Crotalus tigris (Tiger rattlesnake)
Lineage: Eukaryota; Metazoa; Chordata; Lepidosauria; Squamata; Viperidae
Gene: SPPL3
Product: signal peptide peptidase like 3
Exons: 11
Coding region: 364-1518 (384 amino acids)
Biological process (GO): membrane protein proteolysis
Cellular component (GO): lumenal side of endoplasmic reticulum membrane; cytoplasmic side of endoplasmic reticulum membrane; Golgi-associated vesicle membrane
Molecular function (GO): aspartic endopeptidase activity, intramembrane cleaving
Source: RefSeq, a predicted model, not a curated record
GAGCCCCGCCCCCUCCGCGCGAGAGCGAACGAGCGAGCGAGCGGCCUGUCCUCCGCAGCUCUCCCGGCCCGCUCCGCUCCUGCGCCCGCCGCCGCCGCCGCCGCCGUGCCCUCCCGCUCGGUUAUGAGGCACGUCCGCCGGCGCUGGAGCGCGGCUGGGUCUGUGCGGCGCGGCCGCCGCUGAGGCAUCGCCGCCUCCGCCUGGGCGGGGACCGCCUUCCCAGCCGCCGCCGCCGCCGCCGCCAUCGCCGCCAGGAUGGGCCGGGAGCCGCAGCCGGGCCGCCGCUGAGCGCGAGACGCGGAGGGAGCCGAGCGCGGGAGGAGGAGGAGGACGACGAGACGAGGAGGGAGAACGGCCGGCGCCAUGGCGGAGCAGACCUACUCCUGGGCGUAUUCCCUUGUGGACUCUAGUCAAGUAUCCACGUUCCUAAUUUCCAUUCUUCUCAUUGUUUACGGCAGCUUCAGGUCCCUGAACAUGGACUUUGAGAAUCAAGACAAGGAAAAGGACAGCAACAGCUCGGCUGGAGCCUUCAAUGGCAGCAGCGCCAAUAACAGUAUCCAGACCAUUGAUUCGACCCAGGCGCUUUUCCUGCCCAUUGGGGCAUCGGUGUCUCUCCUGGUUAUGUUCUUCUUCUUUGACUCGGUUCAGGUGGUUUUUACAAUAUGCACAGCAGUCCUUGCAACAAUCGCCUUUGCUUUCCUCCUGCUCCCGAUGUGUCAGUAUUUAACACGACCUUGUUCACCUCAAAACAAGAUUUCCUUUGGAUGCUGUGGGCGUUUCACUGCUGCUGAGCUGCUCUCUUUCUCGCUCUCGGUGUUGCUCGUCCUUAUCUGGGUCUUAACUGGGCAUUGGCUCCUCAUGGAUGCUCUGGCCAUGGGCCUCUGUGUUGCAAUGAUUGCCUUCGUCCGGCUGCCGAGCCUUAAGGUCUCCUGUCUGCUGCUAUCGGGGCUAUUAAUUUAUGAUGUCUUUUGGGUCUUCUUCUCUGCCUACAUCUUCAACAGCAAUGUGAUGGUGAAAGUGGCCACACAGCCGGCAGACAACCCCCUGGAUGUUUUAUCUCGGAAGCUUCACCUGGGGCCCAGCGUUGGCCGGGACGUCCCACGCCUGUCGCUGCCUGGAAAACUGGUCUUUCCAAGUUCCACAGGCAGCCAUUUUUCCAUGCUGGGGAUCGGAGAUAUCGUGAUGCCAGGCCUGCUGCUUUGCUUUGUUCUGCGUUACGACAACUACAAAAAACAAGCAAACGGAGAGUCUUGUGGCACAGCAGGACCCGGGAACAUUUCUGGCCGUAUGCAAAAAGUCUCCUAUUUCCAUUGCACUCUCAUCGGAUACUUCGUAGGGCUCUUAACAGCCACCGUGGCGUCUCGCAUCCACCGAGCAGCCCAGCCGGCUCUGCUGUACCUGGUGCCCUUCACCUUGCUGCCACUCCUCACUAUGGCCUACUUGAAGGGCGACCUGCGCCGCAUGUGGUCGGAGCCAUUCCAUUCGAAGUCCAGCAGCUCACGGUUCUUGGAGGUAUGAUGGAGCCGGCGGUCAGCGGCCAAACUUCUGCCUGGAUCUUUUUUCACUCACACAGCUUGCUUGCCGGUGUCUGAGGCAGGGCUGGUACUCCGGGGCAUUGCCAGUUUGUGGAACUUGUACAGACCGACUCGCUGUAUUUCCAGGAGGAGGAAAGGGCAGAGUCGCCGGGCUUGCUCUCCAGCCUCUUCCUUGUGACUGGAGACCCCCUGCCCCAGCUCCCUUCUCCUCCCGGCCCCCCUCCUGUUUACAAACCAGUGCAGACCGUCGGCUGCUCCUGGGGGGGGGGAGGAGGAGGAGGAGGCAGCAGCUAGGUCAGAAAACGGCACACUGAGUCGUUGAGGAACUUGUGAACACUACAAGGAAAAAUGGCCACAGCACUUGGAGUUUCCUGGACAACCCCACCCGUACUUUGGAUCCUGUUUUUCCGUUGGACUCCAGUUUUGGAACGAACUGAAUUUCUUCGCUCCCUGUACUCUUUCUCUCUCCCCCCUUUCCGUUUAUUUUCUCCUGUGGUGUGAGGUGACCUAUGAAAUCCACAGACAUUGAUUGACUUAUCGCAGUAUACCAGAUUAAAAACUUUGUUGUAACAAGUUACAUUUCCACCCUGAUAUCAUAAUGCAGUGAAUAAGAGCAUCAUACACACACACACACACACACACAGAGUCAGACAAACACACACACACAUACACACACACACGUUCCUACACUCCUCCUUUUAUACAUCCCUUCAGGCAUGCACAUAUAGCAUUGUAUAUGUGUGUGAACCAACACACAAAACACAGACCCCCACCCACACUGCAAGGGCAAACUCUGCUAGGAUCAUGCUUUGUAGCUGAGAGGGGCUUGCUGUAAUUUUGAGCAUGUAGAGCAGUUGACAAUGGCUUUCUUGUAUAUGGAUCUGCAAAUAGCCCGAUGCCACUCCCUGUCCCUUCCCACCAGUGAAGCUUCCAGUUCUGUUUUCUUUUAAAGGUGUCGUAUGUCGUACUGAAUGUCCUUCUGGAUGUUAGGGGAUUUUGUUUGUUUUGUUUUUUGAUUUGCAAUCAAUGUAGCAAACUUAGGGGGGGAAGAAAGACGAAGCCUUUUCCUUCCUGCCCUGUUUUGUUUGUGGGUUUGUUUUUUACAACUUGUCCAUAACAGUUUUUAGUAGCUCUCUUCUCUUGACCUAAUGCAUGUAUUAUAGCAGCUGUUGUCUUCGUGUGUUCUGAUCAUAGUAAUGUAUGACUUGUAAAUACAUUUUUUUCUAUUUUCUAUUUUUGGGUAAUUUCUUUUGCAUUGUUUCAUUAGUGUGUUGUAUUUCUCCCCAUUACCCAGUGUUUAAAAAGUGGGGACUCCACCCUCUGCUGUUGUGAUGGUCAACGUUUAUGAUGACUACUUUGUACCUGGGAGUCUCUUAAAAACAAGGACUUUUCUAAACAAAGUGUCCAGGUUCUGUUGUGUUAACUGUGACAGAUCAACUGUUUUAAAGUUUCCCAGCAUCAUGAUCUCUUUUUGAUCAAAAGAAAAGUUUCUGGCUUUCUAUUUAAAGGUCUGUGCUUGUAAAAUCUCAAACCCCAGGACAUUACAGGCCUUUCCUAGGCUGGCUUCAAAGAGCUUGGAGCUGAGAUGGUUUAUUGCCCUUCAGUCAUACGUGGACAGUCAUCUCCUGACAUGCAACCAUCCCUCAUUGUUUCCUUUUUGUGUUCCUCAGCAGGUUUCACGUUGCCUUCGUGUCCAGUUUGAGAGCUUCCUGGAAGCAUCUAGUUAGGUGUUUGCAGGAGGUGGUGUUGUGGACACCCCUCGUCUGAGCCAAGGGACCUCCUUUGUGCAUACAGUUUAGGAGGCACUUUGAGAAAAGGGGCACAGGAACACAAUUCUUAAAUUAAGGGAACCCCUCAGCUUGCCUUCAGAGGUUGUGGGUACUCCAUCCCUGGAGGUUUUUAAAGAAGAGAUUGACCAGCCAUUGGUCUGGAAUGGAGAGGGUAAAGGUGUCCAGCCUUGGGAACUUUAAGACUUAUGGACUUCAACUCCCAGAAUUCCUCAGCCAGCAUAGUCUUAAAGUUCCAAGGUUCGACACCCCAGUAUAGGGUCUCCUGCUUAAGCAGGGGUUGAACUGGAAGACCUCCAGCUCUGUUAUUCUGUAUGUAUAUUUCAUCUUUUCUCAUCAUGAAAAUACAGGUCACCCUACUUCCAUCCAGGCCCUGACCACACAAAGAGCUGCUUGGCUUCUAAAGAUGGCUGGUUUUGUUGUCUUUACAGAUGGCCCUGGUGACGCAGUCUAUCUGAAGCAUGUUGAAUUUUUUUUGUUGUAUUUUAUUUGCAAACAAAUUCAGGACUUUGGUAAUUUCCAAACAAAUCUAGCUUUGGUACCCUGUAUUGAAGACUCAAGAGUUUAGCUUGGCUUAGUUGACUAAUUGGAGCUGAUCCUAAGGACCCCGGCCCGUUUCUCACACUCGACUCAUCAGACCCACGUCUGCUGUAUCCUGAUGUUUGGUUGCCCUAAACCUGUUCUCCAGAGCACAGAUCUUUGGGAAAGGAGUCACCGUGGAACGAAAGUGUAUUUUGCAUUGGUUCGAAUCAUAGGGCAGGAAUUCACUUCCAAAAGCUUUCGUUAGCAGCCGGUGUGCAUUUCCAUAUGUGAUAACAAUGAAGAUGCUUGCAGGGAGACAAGAAUUUUUUUUUUUAUUACGGGAACAAAAUGCUUCUCCUGUUUCCAGUCCACUCAUUUUGCAUACUGGGUGUUUGCAACCCCUCCUCCCUUACCCCCCACAACCCACAAAAGAGUGGAGAGUCCAACUCUCGGGGGUUCUGGGCUUGAAUUUUGAAAAUCCUAACUGAAAUCGCCAGCUUUUGCAGUUGAAAGUUGUUGUCACUUUCAAUCAAUUAAAUUUCAAUUCUCAGAGAUUAUUUUCUUAGUUCUCAACUAAGCGAUAGGGAUGUAAUCAGUCGUCUUAAAAUAAUUGUCGUUGCUCCUGGGAGAAUUUAUCCAUUUGCAUGGAGAAUUGAUGUGCAAUGUGGGUUAUGGGAGAAUGUGAGGAACUUUCUGAAGCGUUGAUAACUGUUUGUUGGGCUCUUCUUCUCCAGUUUCAGUGGGCAGGGAAUUGGCAGGCAGGCAGCACAUCUGGCCACAUGAGGCAGGACCUGUUCGAAGGGCCUGGAAGCAGCUGGGAAGCCUGUGCAUAACUGGGGUCCCGUGGUGUCCAUCCACCUUCCCCCUGGAGGGUCUCUCAAUGCGCUGCAUUGCGUUAACAGUGACUGGGAUUUUCAGCUGCGCAAGAAGCGCAUAUGUGGUGUUUAUUUUGCUCUGCUCAGACCAUGCCUUUCUAUAAAAUAUUCCCAAUGUAUGCAUAUUUUUAAACCAUACUUUUUAGAAGUCAUAUUUUUACAAGUCCGUUCAAAAGCAGCUCCAAAGUGGAUGCUAUACCUGUACUAUAAUUAACAUCCCGGCAUCUUAUAAAGUAUAUAUUAAUUUGU